UCAAUGCAGUUCCAUAUACGAAAAUACCCUGACUGUGACUAAACAACCCUAAUCUUCUGUCAAAAUUCCCAAAAAAGUUCUCUACCAUCUCGUCCUCAUCAUCUCAAUAUACUCUGUUUCGAUCUCCUUCUGUUUAUCUGUAGCCGUGAGGCUUUGCUACUGCAACUGUUAAUCUGUAAUCGACUUUUUUGUCGAUGGUGAGUUCCAGAGAGCUCGUGCUGGGAGCUGCCAUUCAAACUUUCGUAUGCAUUGCGACAAUGGAAACUUUGAUAAUCUCUCGACAAGGGGAAGUUUGAGUAGGUUACUUCAUCAAGGAGGUGCACUUCUGAAUUUUGACUGGAAGCCACAUGGAAGAUCACACUUUUGUUGUCGGUCAGGAAUUCCCUGAUGUCAAGUCUUUCCGGAAUGCGAUUAAAGAAGCUGCAAUUGCACAACAUUUUGAGCUUCGUAUUAUCAAGAGUGACCUGAUUCGGUACUUUGCGAAGUGUGCCUCAGAAGGUUGUCCAUGGCGCAUUCGUGCAGUUAAGCUUCCUAAUGCUCCUACCUUUACAAUCAGAAGCCUUGAAGGCGCACAUACUUGUGGCAGAAAUGCACAAAACGGCCAUCACCAGGCUUCUGUUGAUUGGAUUGUGAGCUUUAUAGAGGAACGACUUCGGGACAACAUUAACUACAAACCAAAGGAUAUAUUACAUGACAUCCAUAAGCAAUAUGGAAUUACUAUUCCGUACAAGCAAGCUUGGCGUGCCAAGGAACGUGGGCUGGCUGCAAUAUAUGGCUCUUCGGAAGAGGGAUACUGCCUGCUUCCUCAAUACUGUGAGCAAAUAAAGAGAACUAACCCUGGAAGUCUUGCAGAGGUGUUCACCACUGGUGCUGACAAUCGGUUUCAAAGGGUUUUUGUCUCCUUCUAUGCAUCAAUAUAUGGGUUCCUGAAUGGUUGUUUGCCUAUAAUAGGGCUUGGUGGAAUCCAGCUCAAGAGCAAAUACCUUGGAAACUUACUCUCAGCUGCCACUUUUGAUGCUGAUGGUGGGUUAUUUCCCCUUGCAUUUGGUGUUGUAGAUGUAGAAAAUGAUGAGAGUUGGAUGUGGUUUAUGUCAGAGCUGCAAAAGGCAUUAGAGAUUCACGCUGAUGAUAUACCACAACUCACAUUUUUAUGCGAUGGACAAAAAGGUAUUUUAGAUGCAGUUCGAAGAAAAUUCCCAAAUUCCUUAAAUUCAUUUUGCAUGCGCCACUUGAGUGAAAGCAUUGGCAAAAAAUUUAAGAACUCGAGGCUUGUCCAUCUUCUUUGGAAAGCUGCAUAUUCCACCACUACCAUAGCCUUCAAAGAGAAAAUGGCUGAAAUAGAGGAGGUUUCAUCUGAUGCCGCAAACUGGAUAAGGCAAUUUCCUCCUUCCCACUGGGCCUUGGUAUACUUUGAGGGAACAAGGUAUGGGCACCUCUCUUCAAAUAUUGAUGAAUUCAAUAGAUGGAUUCUUGAAGUCCGCGAGUUACCUGUAAUCCAGAUAAUUGAGCGAAUUCACACCAAACUAAUGAUUGAAUUUGAGGAUCGGCGGAUGAAAAGUAGUUCGUGGUUUUCUGUACUUGCCCCUUCUGCUGAGAAGCGUAUGAGUGAAGCUAUCAGUCAUGCAACCACAUAUCAAGUCCUUCGCUCAGAUGACUUUGAAUUUGAGGUGCUAUCAGCCGAGCGAUCGGACAUCGUGAAUAUUGGGACACAUUGUUGUUCUUGCCGAGACUGGCAACUUAAUGGAAUACCUUGCUCCCAUGCUGUGGCAGCACUCAUCUCAUGUCGAAAAGAUAUGUAUGCCUUUGCAGAGAAGUGUUUUACUGUUGCUAGUUACCGUGAAACAUAUGCACAAGAUAUACACCCGCUUCCUGAAAAAAUUGAAUGCAGAAAGAUAGAGGAGGAUGCUUUUGAUGAUGACGUUCAAGUCGUACGACCACCAAAGUUUCGUAGACCGCCCGGACGCCCUGAAAAGAAGCGGAUCUGUGUGGAGGACCUUAAUCGCGAGAAACACACAGUGCAUUGUAGUAGGUGUAAUGAAACUGGACAUUAUAAGACAACUUGCAAGUCAGAUUGCUUGAAAAGUAUUGAACAGUUUUAGGUAUCUAGUUAUGUACUUCAUCUGUAGAUCACCUAAACGGUUAGGCUUUAUAUUAUCAAGUAAAGUAGUGUUAUGCUUAAACUGUGAUUCCAGUAAUGUAAUAUAGAACCUGCCUGCCCCUUGUAAUGUCAUAUUAAUAUCUAGUUGUGAAUUGGACUUGAGCCUUUGGA
Tripterygium wilfordii is the source of this 2269-nucleotide messenger RNA. RefSeq lists its product as uncharacterized. The record is from RefSeq and is a predicted model, not a curated record. Bases 348 to 2099 code for a protein of 583 amino acids. Gene Ontology annotation, molecular function: zinc ion binding. The transcript has 2 exons. NCBI's taxonomy places the organism in Eukaryota, Viridiplantae, Streptophyta, Magnoliopsida, Celastrales, Celastraceae.